Messenger RNA from Emiliania huxleyi CCMP1516, 979 nucleotides. RefSeq lists its product as hypothetical. Gene Ontology annotation, cellular component: ribosome. Bases 52 to 789 code for a protein of 245 amino acids. The record is from RefSeq and is a predicted model, not a curated record. Gene Ontology annotation, molecular function: structural constituent of ribosome. NCBI's taxonomy places the organism in Eukaryota, Haptophyta, Isochrysidales, Noelaerhabdaceae. The transcript is spliced from 5 exons. Gene Ontology annotation, biological process: translation.
GGCGAGCUGGCCUCUCGCUGCCCUUCCGCCUCGUCCCUCUCCCUCACACGCAUGAGAUCAGUCCUGCUUGCUGCGCUCUUCGCGGGCGCGGAGGCGCUCGCGGGUGCGGCGCGUGCUCCCGCGCUUGCUCGCGGCGGCGCUCCGGCGAUGGCCGCUGUGCCGGUCGCCAAGUUUGACGGCGCGGCGGCGGGCGAGGAGGCGGUGGAGCUUCGCGUGGCCAAGGCGGGCGCGUAUCUGGUGCACCGCAAGGUUGUGGCGGAGCAGGCCAACAUGCGUCUCGGGACCGCCAAGGCCAAGACGCGCAUGGAGGUGCGGGGCGGCGGGCGGAAGCCCUACCAGCAGAAAGGGACGGGGCGCGCGCGCCGCGGCUCGUCCCGCUCGCCGCUUCUCGUCGGCGGCGGUGUGUCGUUUGGUCCGCGGGGGGUGGGCAAGGCGCGGUACGCGCUCAAGAUGAACAAGAAGGAGAAGCGGCUCGCCAUCUCCACCGCCCUCAUGUCCGCCGUCGGAAAGAUGACGGUCGUAGAGGACCUGGACACGCACUUUGCAGCGCCCAAGACAAAGGACAUGAAGGCCUUCCUCGAGCGCGUCGACGUGGACACCGACGGGCGCCAGUCGACCCUCAUCCUCACCAAGGACCGGCAUGAAAACACCUACCUCUCGGCGCGCAACAUCCCCUGUAUCCGCCUCCUCCGUCGCCACUUCCCCAGCCCGCCGCCACCCCACCCCCGCCGCCAGGUGCUCGUCGCCUCGUCAGCUCUCGCUGAGAUCAAGGACCGGUACAGCGCGUGAAGCGCGAACAUCGCCCGCGCCUGACGUCGGGGACCGCGCUGUGUGACGAAUCGCCUGAGGCCCCCAGUCGCUGGCGUGGCUGUUGUUCUGCGCGCACCCUGAAAAUCCCGCCUCGCGCCCAUUCUCGCGUGGUGUCCACUGGCAGUGCUGGCGGUUAGUUUCCAGGUUGAGAUAUGUCACGUAUAACUGG